CCUUCCUUACCUGACCCCGUUAUCAGAUGUUCAGGUGUUAAAAAUAGUUCAUAACGCCGCGUUUUAUUUAUUUUACAUUCUCAUUUCAGUCCUAGUUGAAAAAUAAUUUAAAAAUAGAAUAUGCCAGUGCGUCAGAAGAGGGUAUAUUAAUGCGGACGGGCCCUUAAAAACAGUCUUUAAAUCAUUGUCCAUCAGAGUGCUAUCAAAAAUCUGAGUAAAUCAAGGUUGAGCUGCGCUUAUACUGGUAAACUAUUUCAUAUUCAUAGUGCAGCUUUUGGGUCGAACUGGUAAUAGCAUCGAGUCCCUCGAAAUGUCAGUUGUUCGAGGACUCGUGGACUGGUGAGAACGUGAAGAUCAAUGCCAACUUUUCUACGCAUACAAGACUUUCAUAAGCUCUUAGCCGCUUUUGGCAGCACAACGCUGCCGCCGGCAUCUGCAACUAAAAAGAGCAAUAGCCAGGCGAACAGAAGAAUGAAGUCAGCAGUACGUAAUGGCACAGCAAUUCAACGAGGCGAUCGCAUACUUACGGAACAACCAUUUGUCUUUGUGCUGCAAGCCAAAUACCGUAAAGAGCGCUGCGAUAAUUGCCUGCAAGCCUGCAAGGUAUUGAAAUGUGCCAACUGCCAGUACGUGUAUUAUUGCGGUCGUGACUGCCAAACGCAAUGCUGGAGGCUGCAUAAAAUCGAAUGUCCAUUCCUAAAGCGCAUUUAUCCGCGUAUUGUGCCCGAUGCAGCACGCAUGCUUUGUAAAUUGAUAAUACACUUGGACAAGGGAGGCGAUCUAGUGCGUGGGUACUACACUGAAACUUGUUCACGUCGGUUUCGUGACAUGAUGUCCCAUUAUGGUGAGAUAAAAAAUGACGCACGACGUUUGGAGCAUUUAGAAUCUUUGCAUGGCGUGUUGCGAGAUAUGAUGGGAGAAAAUGCUAUAGUGCCUAAUCUAACGGAAUUAACAAGUAUCUAUGGGAGGUUAAUCACUAAUGGCUUCAGCAUACUCGACCCUGAAAUGAAUUCCAUUGCCACAGCUAUUUAUCUAGGCGUUUCAGUAACAGAUCACAGCUGCAAGCCAAACGCGGUUGCUACUUUCGAGGGUACUACCUUACAUGUGCAUGCAAUCGACGACAUCGAGUGCUUGGAUUGGUCCAAGAUCUUCAUCAGCUAUAUAGAUCUUCUAAAUACACCUGAACAAAGGCGUGCCGAGCUUCAAGCGAAUUAUUUUUUUCUCUGCGUAUGUUCGAAAUGCACUGAUGUGCAGGAAACACACGAAAUGCUAGCUGCUGCCUGUGGCAAUAAAAAUUGUAAUGAGUAUUUAGAUAUAAAUCUCAAUAACUGUCCACGUUGUGAUACUGGCGUCAGUCCGAAGCAACGGAAUGGAUACAAUGAGGCUAUGGCCAUAACAAAAAUGCACUUGGAAAAUAUGAAGGAUGUGGCUUAUUUCGAUGUUUGCAAACUAUGCCUCGCCAAACAAAAAGGUUUUAUUCAUCCACUAAAUAUUUGGCAUGUUAAAACUUUAGAUGCGGCGUUUGAAGCUGCCAUCGAUGUGUUGAAGUGGAGAGAGGCGUUGGAGUUUGGCAAAGAGUUGGUUGUAGGCUUCAGAAAAUAUCUCGGCGAUUGGCAUCCGUUGCUAGGACUGCUUUAUUUAAAAAUUGGCAAGAUUCAACUAUACGAAAACUACUUACCAGAGGCCGUGAACAGUUUAAAGGAAGCGCAAAAAAUUCUCCAAGUUACCCAUGGUCGAGAUCACAGCCUGUUGCGUGAGCAAUUAUCACCUUUACUUACACAGGCUGUUGCCGAGAGCUCCGAAUAAAAUUCCCGUAAGCGAAGAAAAGUAUGUUUUGGCGACAAUCUGGUUUUCAUAUCCAAUCAUGCCAUUUGAGAACAUAUUCUGGCUUUAGCUGAGUGUGCAGGGACGCAUGCUACUGCAGCAGGUUGAAUUGCCUUCAGACGCAACUUACCGAUUAUUAAAUGAUAUAAUAAGCGUUUAUUAAUAUUCAAAUAUCUGCCGAAUUUACAUAUUUUCCUAAGUUUAUAGCAGAAGUACAAAAACAAAAUGUACACGUCAAGGGGAAUUUAUAUAUAUAUACAUAUACAUAUAGAUUUAUAUAUAUAUGUAUUAAUUCGCUUUGCUAUUUGCUUUUCCUGCCUGAUUGAGGCAGGUUCUGUAAUUCACUUCAGAGUGAAUUUCAAAAUAAACUUCCCUUUGAAUUCAAAUUGGCAGGGGUUGAAAUUCACUCGGAAGUGAAUUGCAGAACCUGCCUGAAUAAAAAUUCAGAGUGAAGGCGGAUUCAGCGAAAACUUUUCUCAGAAAUAUUGCAGAAAAACAUACUUAUUAUUUACUAAUUAUUAUAAUUUUAGAAUAAAAAUCUUAUACUACCAG
Molecule: messenger RNA, 2376 nt
Organism: Rhagoletis zephyria (snowberry fruit fly)
Lineage: Eukaryota; Metazoa; Arthropoda; Insecta; Diptera; Tephritidae
Gene: Smyd3
Product: SET and MYND domain containing, class 3
Cellular component (GO): nucleus
Molecular function (GO): protein binding
Source: RefSeq, a predicted model, not a curated record